CCGUAGGCGGUCGAACUAAGGCUCUGGCAGCAGGAAAACGUAAGGCUGCUCCAGGUGCGCGUGCGCCGGGACAGGUGAUGAAUCACGUCGUUGAAACUUUGGCUCGGCGUAUGUCGUCUUCUGCCUUGGACGCCAAGGCGAAACAAGGAGGCGGUGACCUGGAAGGGGGGCAUCAGGGCACCCUAAGUGACGUGGAAGAGGAGAGUGAAACUGACGAUGACCCUACCGUCUUGGAUCCGUCGCUUGCCAGUCCGUUGAUGUUCCUUAGACCAGACAACUUCGACAAAGCGCAACUCAGAUCUGCAUUGCAAAGACUAACCGAGGUCCCAUCCUAUUUGCGACUGUUGGACGGAGGUGCGGCCGCGGGAUCCAGGUAUUGAACUAUCUCGUAUCGUAUAAAUUUGUGAAUAUUAAGUAUCAAGAAAUUUCUUGUUGAAGAGUUUCUGUUUCUCUCAUGAGUUUUUUUCAUUUUGGCAUUGGGAAUUUGAACACAACAUAGUCCUCAUCAUUUUGUAUUAUAAGUACUUGUUUGUUUGAUUGUUUGAUGUUUGUAUCGAUGCGCUCCGGGUAUAACACGUACGAUCCCGCCGGAUUUCUUUGUGCUCUGUGUGUGUUAUGCUAUGGUCGUCGUUGCGGUCGACUAUGGUUCUAUCAGUACUUCUUCUUCGCAAAGAAGAACUUUUGCAUGUAGAGGUAGUUCUACUCUCAUCUGAAACAGUCGCGACACGACCUUCUCGAUCCACGGUGGCGUGUAUCACUUGGGCAACAUGAUCCUCUGCGACAUCGGGAAUCUGAUGGAACUCCUUUUACGUGAUACUGCCCGCGAGCAGCAACCAGCUGCACUAGUGCCUGGCACAGCAACAUCCGGCGAGAACACCUACAACCGAGGCAUCGUUUUCUGUGAGCGUGCCAAAGCCUCUGCGCAGCAGGAGUUAGAGCAGUUGCGGGAACGACGAUCCAUGUACCGGGAGGUGAUGGAGUGUGUGAAAGAAGGCACACUUCCCGCAAACAUGGGAGAUGAGUAUUAAGGGUAGGUUAAAGGUGCUUUUCUUACCGCUUUUUAUGCCUCUCACCCUUAGGAGGAGAAAGGCAUAACAAGCGGGGUAAGCGAGCACCAAAAGCCUACCUCUAAGAGAACGUCACUCCGAGUUCCGGGUCGCCGCCAAACAUGGUCCGCGUUCUCUAUGAUAUGGUGAUGCGAGAUGGCGUAGAACCAGAGAGGAACCCCAAAUGGAUGCAGCAACAAAUAACCUAUCCCAGUUUGCAGCAUCGAGGAAACUUGGCCCAUAUCUCUUUGCUGCAGAAGCAGGAGAAAGCCCCGACGGUUCCAGAGUGGAAGCCUCGGGUUGUCAACAAUAGACCACCGAAAAAGUUGCUGAACACGAUUAUUCCUGGGGAGGACGGAAGUUCCACUGCAGGGGAAACGAGCGGCAGCGCCGCUGGGCCGGCUACGGGAGCUGCUGUAGGAGCAGACUCUGCUGAUGGAGGUGAUAAGGAUUUUGAUACGAGUCCGGUGAUUACUGCCUCAAUGAGAGCCGUAAUGACAGCAUCAACAAAGGCCCUUCUGCUAAAAAGUAAUACCAAGGAACUAUCUUCUGCAAACAAAGACAAGUUGGCCCUAGACCCUAUGUACACGGAAAGCGCAGUUCUGGCAGCCGGAGACCGUGUGUUGAAACUGAGACUUCCGAAGGAGGAGGAAUUCAAAGAAAAGGAGAUCCAAAUGUUGGGCGCUCGACUCGAGAUGCUGGCCACUUUGCACGAGGUAGCCGAAUACGUCGCUUCCCAUGGCGUGACGCAUUUGUUGGGUUUGCGAGCAAUGAGUGCUAGUUUCAAGACUUUACUGAUGCGUCGCUAUGCCCAAACGGCUUUUGCGCCGGCGAUUCGCUGGAGUGACAUCUUGCCGACUGUGCAGAGGAUGAUUUUGCGCAUCGACUAUCCGAUUAGCUCUGAUCCGGGUAUGGGCAAGAAAGACUUAUUCCUGAAAGCAAUGGAAGCCGCCGGAGCUGGAGCCGGUUCUACACAAUCUACCCCACGGGCCACUGGCAAAAAAGCUGCCGCAAAAAAGCUGCUUGGGGCGAAAAAGAAAGCAGGUGCUAAGGGAAAAGCGGCCGCUGCUAAGGGAAAGGCUGCUGCUGGUUCGGAGGCAGAUGAUAAAACGGCACAAUCCGAGGAUAAGACAGGAGACGCUAAGAAGAAAAAGGUUGCCACAAAAAAGAAAGCCGUACUAACCAAAAAGAAAGGUGACGGUGAUACUGAUGAUCAUACUGAUGGCGCAGCACCGAAAAUGUUCUAUGGAGGAGCUGAAAGUGUAGACAGCAGUAACUCGUCCAACUCCACCAACUCGAAUUCGUCGUCCGAGGACAGCAAGAGCAGCAACAGUGAAGAUUCUGAAGAUUCUGACUCAGAGGACCACAACAGCAACAGCGAUGCUCUGUCCUCUGACGAUCAGGAUUUGGAUUUCCUGACGCAUACUGUGUCCUCUCCAAGUCUCUUUCUCUUCAACGAAGAUGAUGGGAACAGCUCAGAAGGUGGCGCGAAAAAGAAGGCUCCUGCAAAGAAGAAGGCAACGUCUAAGAAAGCAGGUGCUGGAGAGAAAACCAAGGCGAAAUCCGGUGGCGAAAGCGAGUCUGGAGCAGACGAUGCUGCCGCCGCUGCCAAAGCCAAGCCAAAAAAGAAAGCUGCAGCAGGUGCUCCGAAGAAGAAAGCUGCAAAAAAGGGUGGAUCCAAGAGUGAUGGUGAAGCAGAUCAUGGCUCUGAAGAGGCCUUUCUUGGCAAGGGCACUAGAUCUGGAAUGAAUACACUUGGUCUUGCAGGAAAAAAUGCAGGAGGAGAUCUUGAGAAACCCUACAUCCCUUCAACGUUAGCGAAUGCUGGAGCAGUAAUGUUGGGUACGAAUAAAGGUGCUUGUUCUGCAGGAGCUUUGUGGACUGAAACGUUGAGUAAUUUGAAGAUGUUGGGCAAAGCAAAGGCUAAGCUGGCACAGCAAAUCUUGCGUCGGAUGCGUAAGAUGCUGAGUAUUGUGGACGUCAUCUUGAUGGAGAGGGAACGUCGUGGCAAGAUGAUGGCUGUUGGCGCAACUAAACGGAAUGCGCGUGAAGCAGACUUCUUGAAACUGGUGUUGCCACCAAUUGGCUUAGAGGCAUGGGGUUCGGUCUUGCCUCCAGUGCCAGCCCGAUUGCUAGAUAAUCGUGACUAUUCUUGUUUGCUGGAUAACAUGGACGACCCUUCUACUUCCGGCCUAGCAACUGGUGCUCCUAGACCCAGCAGUGGGACAAGCGAUGCUCAACAACAUGGAGAUGCAAACCGUAAUAGCGCCACAUUAGGAGUAGAUCAAAAUCAUGGAGUCCCGAAUCAUGCUCGUGCCUCGGGCUCAGCUGUACCGAAUCCGAGGUUGACCGGUGGAUCUAUUAGUGGAGGUUCACCUGUGGAGCAGCCGUCAGCGGAUGGUGCUCAUUUCAGAAAUACGAUCAUAUCCGAUGUAGGGUCACCUUCUGUCCCUUUGAACAGGAAUACCUCUAGUACCCUGAAUGCCUCUACCUCAAUAUACACCAAUUCCAAUAGUAAAGAAAAGGAAGAUGGUGCCAGAGCCAGUACUGCUGGUGCUGCCGCAGGUUCCACUACAACAACUGAGGUUGAUAAAACGGCUGACCUGCAGCGUCGUUUCGGAGCUAAUUCUAGUCUAGCGAUCCAAGUACACUUGGCACAAAAAUUGACCAAGCAAGAGAUAGCAGACGGUGGCGCGCGAAACUACGAAGAGCUGUACAAACUCCAGGCAGGCAACUUUGAAGGCUCUGCUGAAGACGGAGGUGCUGGGAUUUCUAAAGAUGGAUCUAAAGACCGAGGUAGUUGUAGCACUUCUGGUAACGUGGUAGCAGUGGUGCAUUUACACGCCUUGCACGCGAUGUUGCACCAGGACGAGCGCCAGACAGUAGGCACUGCUUUUGCGCCGGACUACUUCAAGCCCAAGCGCGCAGAAGCGCAUUACAGGUCGCAUGCCACGAAGGAGGUCAUCCACGGAAGCGCCAUCUACUGGGCCAUGGUGCACCGUCUGCAGCAGAGACUAGAGGUCUGUCUAGGAAUGCGAGGAGGCGUGAUGCCCCACAUCUUAGUCGAAGAAACCCAGAAGAUUACACAAAAGCUCUAUGCCGUGUACAAAAAUAUUCCUGGCGCGUCUGGUUGGGCACCUAAUGGAGGAAAAGGAGGUAAGAACGUGAAUGACAGUAUGGCGAGUAAUGGUACGACCACGAUAGGAGCUAGUAUUCAGACCUUUCGAUCUCGCAACUCUUCCAUACACGGUGCUGUGAACACGAAAGGGAGAGCGAGUUCACCAUUGACUGCCUUGCAAGCGGAGAAAGCUGGGGAAGCCGACGCGGGUGGACAAGCUAUAGCGAACAAUCUCCUGACGCAUCAAUUGCGAAGUUCCAUGAGGACUCCGCAAUUGGCGGAGUCUGAAUUCGCCAAGCAUAUGGCCCGAUUACACCAGCUCCACGACCAGCCAGCCAAGCCAAAUGUGUUGCCCAUCGGUUCCGCCCUGCAGCAAGAAGGCGGCUUCCUAGCUGCUCUUGGUGCUCGAAAAAGCUACAUGGGUGGCGUGAUGCCGCAAUCUAGGGGUUUAUUCGCUGGAGGCGGUCUGUUUGGCAAGAAAAUCGACGACGAGACAGCGGAGAUUCGCAAUCAGGCGGGACCGGGCAAUGCAUCCUUUUUCGGGCAAAAUUUGGUUCAAGAAAGCAUCAUACAGGAGGAAAAUAAGAAAAUCGGUGGAGCUGCCCCAACAAUGAUGCAGCAGAUCAAAUUCCAAGCGAAAAUCGGAAUCGAAGCGUUGCUGAUGAAAGAUGAACAAAACAACAUGGACCCUCAAGGUGGCGCAGAAGAACAGAUGACAGGAAGCUUCCAGAUUGCAGGGAAUGCAGUCUUCCCAACAAAUCAACUUGGGGAUGGUCCUAAUGAGCGUGCUAGGAUCGCCGCUGCUGUUACAGCCAAUCAGAGUGCUGGAUCUGCUUCUUCUGGUAAAAAUAGUAGACAAGUAGGGAACAAUAAUAGUUCAGGUUCAACAGGAGCAAACCGAGGAGACCCAACGAAGAGCGGUAGAGGACAACAAGGCGCGCAGCAGUCUUCAUCUCCUAGUCCGAAGUCUAGUGCCCAAAACAUGGUUACGAAGAUGGAAAAGCAGUGGUUAGCCAAGCAGGGUAGCGCAGAGCAUGGUUUGGACUCGAUAAGCGAGCUGGGUUCCUUGGGUUCUCUGCAGAGAAAUCCUAGUGCGUCUCUUUACGGCCAGGUGCCGAAGGGACCAGGUGCCGUGAAGAAAGCUCUGAGCAAUACGGCGAAUAGUCCGUUCUCCGACAACGGAGUCGUAGCAGCGAUCCGCGAUAGCAAAAGUAUGGUAGAUGGCAACCCAAAUAUGCGUGGCAGUGGAGGUAGUAUGCGAGGGUCGUCUGGAAUGACUAGGGCAGCUCGUCAAAGCGGCGGUGCUCAUAGUAUGCUUGCGAGACAAUCUUCUGGCGGUGGAGAUGGUGGCAGUGGAGGUGGUGCCGCAGCCGGCGGACGUAGCGCUGGCGGUCGGGGCCUGGGGAAAAGACGAUCCCUGAUGGAGAGUGAACUCGAACAAGAGUUGCACCAGUCGAAACUGACCGCCAUGCUGAACAAGAAGGGAGAAGGAGGAGGUGAUCAGUCCUCUGAAAACGAAGCAGCUGUUGCUAAUGACAGCGAAAAAGACGAAGAAGAACACCUUACAUUGAGUCUGCUACAAGGUGGUGAAAAUCUUCCUUCCGGUAAGCAGUUCGGCGCUGCUCAUGCGCAAGCAACGGCUGCUGCUACCAGUUUCUUGAAUGAUUUCUUGAUGAAUCCCGCAAAUAUGGCAAAUACAGGCAUGAGAAGGGAAGGCGACGGAGGACGUCCACGUACUGCUACAAUGGCUUUGGGUAGGUUAUCCACUCUAUCUGGCUUGAUGGGUCAAUCAGGUGGAUAUGGUACAGGAGUGAACGCAGACGGCACAGCAACUAGAAGGCGUUCAUCAGCAAGCAACAAGCAAGAUGCGGCGAAUCUGUUCCAGAGAGGCGCGCCUCAGCAAGGAACAGCUGCUUUUAAUUUGCCAGUGAGUAACACAUUUGCGGAAGCAAGUCAGAAAAAAGCAGACAUGAUCAGCAAGAGGCUUGCGGCUGCGGGUCUUGGGGCAACACGGAUGUUCUCGUCGCUAGAUAUCAAUCCGCAAGCGAGGAGACGCCUCACGCAGCAACAAGAUCGUAUUACUUAUAGACUGGCAACCUUUUGAUGUAGUUUUCUCAUUGUUGAUGGAUUAGUAGGGUAGUGAUCUCAAUCCUUACGUCAUUCGUUUUAACUCGUCUAAGGACAAGAUCCGCUCGUCUCUUAACAACAGUACAACAUCCAUCCUCCUUCCUCAUCCUCAACAAUCUGCUCAAGAACGUCAAUAACAGUGCAACGCCAACUCUCUUCCUUGGAGCACGAUCAAACGGCCAGCGUGCGUUCCUGGGCUAUUCACCUGGUGGACGCGCACGUGGAGAACAUGGAAAUGAUGAAGGAAAGGAGGUUCAUGGCCACCCACAAGAACGAAUUCUUCCGGAACGCAAACGAGUACAUGGAAUUAUACCUCAAAUACGCACUGCACACAGUCGUGAAGAAGGAAACGAUGCCAGAUGUGAUUUUACACCUGGAAGCCUUUGCGGAUUUGUACCCAGUGGCGUGGCACGUCCUAAUCGCAAUCUCGAAGAACAAACUCGACGAAGUCAAACGGGUCUUGCCAUAUGUGCCGGUACUACUUAUUGCUCUAUAUAAUCUUAGUUAGUCGAGUCAAACGACAAACAAAUAUAGAGUCCUUCUCCUAAGAAGCUCAUAACUGAAGUCUUCAAGCCUAAAAGAAGAGCUUUACUAGACUCCCAGAUUAUUUAGACUUUUUUUUACUGAGUGGCUGCAAAAUAGAACCUACAAAUCUCUGUGAUUUCUGCCCUUUUUUUGGCCAUGCUGCCAGGGGAGGCAGAAGCCUGGUUUAUAUGCUGGGUCUUCUUCAUACGCAUUAGACUUCUGUUUCGGAUGGCCGAAAAAAAUCUAAAAACUCCUUGUGAUUUUUGGGUUUUUUUCGGCUGUCAUGUCAAACUAGGCGAAAGAGGAGGUUUUUUCCGUCCGACGCUUCGCAACAGUAUUGUGAAAUAGACUUAGAAAGAAGCUCAUUUUUUUGUUGGAUUUUCGUGGGGAUGGCACAAAAAAAUCCAGGUAUAACCGACUUCUUCGGGGCAGCACGGAUGGCAAUAUUCUGAUCAAAUAAAUCAAACUCACACUACCUCAAGUCAUUUGCAUACCUAAAACUAACUACCAAAAAAGUGAUAACUCAUGCUAUCGCACCUCAAAAGCAUGAACUCAAACUAUCGUAGUCUAGUACCUUCACAUUUCAACCUUUGUUUUUAUAUCCUUACCUCACUUACCACAACCUCAGAUACGGCGAAAGAGGAGUUCAGGUUCGGGUGCUGGAUCUGAGGAUGAGGACGGCGCAAGCGAUAACCUGGACGAAGAUGAUGGCACCGGAGUUGGCGGAGGUAUAAGAACUCUAAUAAAUAAAUGUUUAUGAAACAAAUCGUUUGUGUUUGAAAUUGAAACUUGUUUUUUCUAAAUCAUGAGGUGGCGAGACCGCAUUUACUCGCAACGUUUACCCCAGCAUCUACUUUAUUCAUUUCCUUGUACCCUUUACAAGCUCAACUCACUUAGUUUUAGCGUUUUGCAGCUGUCCGGUUCGGACUUUCAUCAGGACUGUAGGUUACUAACCGUCAGUCCUUUAUUGAGGACUGUAGACGGGUUGGCGUCGUUCUGCCACCUUUUUGCCCUGGCUGGUGUGUGCCUGUUGUAAUGCUUUUCUCCUGCAGACUUUCAAUUUUUUCUGGCUUUGUGGCUUGUGUCACCCCUUUUUUAACGGACGCUUUCGUCGUCCUCAUUUGUGAGGCCUUCCUUUUCUUGUUUGCUUCUCUGACGGGCCAUGUACCCCUACCCCACCCUCACAUGAUGCGAGCUACCGAUAAUGUUCAUGUUGAUUUUCAACAUUUGUUGAGUUCGCGAAAAUUCAAAAAAACGGAAACCCUAGGGAAACAACUCAACGUCUCCCUCAAUAUGGUCCAGCUCCUGAGUGUCGGCUGUAACUCGUAAGACGUACAGGUGUCACAAACUUCCUCUCAAGACAACAACUGGGUAACGGGGCAAACUACGCUUAUUCAUUCAGUAAAUUACAAGACAAUUAGUUAAGUAAGUACAUGUACAUUUAAAUUGAACAUUUUUUAUCCGCAGCAACCAAAGCGUCCCAUUCUUAUAAAAAUAUUCCUCCCUAGUACAACAACAACCUUUUCCCAAUCAAUCCUAAUAUUCCUACUCCGAAUCCUCGUCCUAAUUAUGGUGCUAAUGAUCCUUAUAAUAUCAUUCUCCCUCUUCUACUUCCUCAACCUCAUCCGCUUCUACUUCUUCUCAACACAGGAGGUGGCAGCCGCGUCCGUUCUCUCAUCGAGAAUAUUACCAAGCGCCACCAAUUGAGUGCCGCGGACUUCAAGACCGAUACUCUAGUUAAGGGUAGGCUAUGUAUAAAGGUGCUUUUGUUCAUCCCGUUUGUUCUGGCUCUCUCCCCACCGAAGGUAGACAGCUUGCCAUAACAAGCGGGAGAAGGAACCCAUUCAUCGUUUUCUUUUCCGUAGACGUAGAAGUAGAUGCUAGUUUUUUCAUCUCGUCGACCACACUUCUUCUAGUGGAACAGGUUAAAUUUUUUUUAAUACCAACCAGUAACUAGAAAAAAAGUCAAGGAUGGUAGUGAAGAAUGCAAUGUCGGUUGACCUGAUACUAUCAAUCUUGUUAACCAAAUAACAAAAAGCUACCUGCUCUAAUCUGGAGGACUUGCAUGUGAUGGCUGUGGUGUUGCUCUUUUAUCCGACGCACGUACUGAACAUCCCGGACUUCGCGUCGUCCUUUUGCCGAGUGAUUGCCGAGCACAUGCUUCUGCGCGUCAAAGAGCUGCUGGAAGCCAAGUUUACCUUCCGGCCACCGAAAUCGAGCACGUGA
Molecule: messenger RNA, 9042 nt
Organism: Amoebophrya sp. A25
Lineage: Eukaryota; Dinophyceae; Syndiniales; Amoebophryaceae
Source: the annotation of a GenBank genome assembly